ACUAGGAAAUCCUCUUCUCUCCUCUCUGAGACACACUGUCACAGAAAUACUCCCUACAAUAGGGAUUGUUCUUUCUGGUCUCCUCCCUUCUCUGAGAUAAUAAUCAAUAUAAUAAUAACAUGAGUGAUCUCCAGCCUGAUCCCCGGACCGGAGUCACACUGGAGUUGCUCUGAAUCUUCCUGGACUGAACACCGAUCUCCGGGGACCGAUCGUCUGCACAGCUCAGAUAAAAGACCCGAAUCGCAUGAAAAUGGAACAACCAACCUAUCUGCUCAUUCUCAUCUCUUCGUGGUUUUUACUCGAACUGACUCUCUCUGAGAAAGAGAUUUCCUUUCUGCCUACAAAUAUGAAGAUCCAUUUAUACCCGGGACUCAUCCAGAUCACAUGGGACUGCAACAUAACCCAAUCUAUGAAGAACUAUGAAUACCAUAUUACGUUGCAGCAUAAAUCUGGUGACGUGUUCAAUGUUUCUGCUUGCAUCUUUGAGAAUAUUAUUCCAAAACACAUGGAAUUUGAAAUUCACCGCGGAUUGCAUGUAGAGAUACAAAUUCAUAAUGGAUCUGAUUACAUUAAAAUUAAAGAGCUAACAGCAAUGCCUGAAGGCAAAGAGAACACCGGUGCAGAAAACCUUUCCUGUGAGGUCUAUAAUGUCUCUAUUGUCAACUUUUCAUGGACUGCGGGUAGAGAAGCCCCAAACGACACCCAAUACUCCUUGGUCAUCAGGAAUAAAAACGUUUUCAUACCAUGUGAAGACUACAGAAAUGAUUCUUUCGGCAGACAAGUCGGGUGUGUCUUAAAAUCUCCAAACAUUCGUUUUGAUGUGACUAAUUACAUACAAUUGGUGGGAUCAAGCCCGUCAAGUGAAGAAACUUCCAUCCGAUUUUAUGAUAGACUGCUUAAGCUGAACGAUUACGUUAUUUUAGAUCCUCCGAGAAACAUACGUCUGAAUUAUAGCGGGAAUAUCCUUGAAAUUACCUGGGAGAAGCCGGAGACAUACAGCAAUAUGGGCGACAAAAAUUUUGAAUACAACAUUAAUAUAACUGGGACUAUAGUGCCAUCAGAUAAGAUUGUACAAGCUCGGAGAGGGCGGAAUUCAUACAAAGUAAAUAAACUGCUCGGGAAUGAAAUCCUCGCCGUAUCCAUGAGAGCGAAGUGCAAGCAGCAAUAUUCGAAAAACACGACGUGGAGUCGAUGGAGUGAGCCAAUCAUAUACGACUCCAGACCUGGUUCUACACCUCUUGCACCUCACCACAUCCUACUUCUCCUGGGAAUAGUGACAGCGACUGUCCUGAUCGCCAUCGUGUUCCUGUGUCACAGGUUCCGGAUAUGGAAAAAGCUAUUUCCAAAAGUUCCACAGCCAGCAAUGAAGUAUUUUGAUCAAUCUGUACAGAAGGAGUUUCAGGAUCAGAACAUAUCGAUGGAAAGUCCGCCAAAAAUAAGCGAUGAUGAAGAAUGCAUCUGCUCCGCUAUAACAGAAAUAUCUAAAAAAGAUCAACUUGAAAUUAUAAUUUGAUCUCGGGGGUCCUUGGCUGGUAUUGAACACGGGGGUCCUGGGCUGGUAUUGAACUCGGGGGUCCUGGGCUGGUAUUGAACUCGGGGCUCCUGGGCUGGUAUUGAACUCGGGGCUCCUGGGCUGGUAUUGAACUCGGGGGUCCUGGGCUGGUUUUAAACUCGGGGGUGCUGGGCUGGUAUUGAACUCGGGGGUCCUGGGCUGGUAUUGAACUCGGGGGUCCUGGGCUGGUAUAGAACGUGGGAGUCCUGGGCUGGUAUAGAACGUGGGAGUCCUGGGCUGGUAUAGAACGUGGGAGUCCUGGGCUGGAAUUGAACUCGGAGGUCCCGGGCUGGAAUUGAACUCGGAGGUCCCGGGCUGGAAUUGAACUCGGAGGUCCCGGGCUGGAAUUGAACUCGGAGGUCCCGGGCUGGAAUUGAACUCGGAGGUCCCGGGCUGGAAUUGAACUCGGAGGUCCCGGGCUGGAAUUGAACUCGGAGGUCCCGGGCUGGAUUGGAACUCGGAGGUCCCGGGCUGGAAUUGAACUCGGAGGUCCCGGGCUGGAAUUGAACUCGGAGGUCCCGGGCUGGAAUUGAACUCGGAGGUCCCGGGCUGGAAUUGAACUCGGAGAUCCCGGGCUGGUAUUGAACUCGGAGGUCCCGGGCUGGAAUUGAACUCGGAGGUCCCGGGCUGGAAUUGAACUCGGAGGUCCCGGGCUGGAAUUGAACUCGGAGGUCCCGGGCUGGAAUUGAACUCGGAGGUCCUGGGCUGGAAUUGAACUCGGAGGUCCUGGGCUGGAAUUGAACUCGGAGGUCCCGGGCUGGAAUUGAACUCGGAGAUCCUGGGCUGGUAUUGAACUCGGAGGUCCCGGGCUGGAAUUGAACUCGGAGAUCCUGGGCUGGAAUUGAACUCGGAGGUCCCGGGCUGGAAUUGAACUCGGAGAUCCCGGGCUGGUAUUGAACUCGGAGAUCCUGGGCUGGUAUUGAACUCAGAGGUCCCGGGCUGAUAUUGAACGCCGGAAUCCUGGGCUAGUAUUGAACUCUGAGGUCCUGGGCUGGUUGUGAUAUGUAUAACUUUGUCCAUGGACUUUGGGCUUGUGUUGAUGGCAUCAGUUUGGGACGCCUUUUAAGAUCAUUUAGAAUUCAUUGACAGGUGCCUUCAACCCUUGUUUGACCCGUCUGUGAACUGCAUUUGAGCCGUUUCAAGCAAGUUUUACAGUCCUGUGACGAACCCAGGACUGUCCGCCCUCAAUGCCUCCUCUGUCCAGAACCAGCACCAUCCAAGACUCUUUAGCCCAUCCAGUCACCAAACCACACCAGUCUUGGAGUACAUCAGGAAUAGCCUCUUUAUUUGAGAUGUCACACAAAUAUAUACACAAGGAUGACAAUACAAACUGUAACCAGAAACCUAAUUAACAUGAGCUAAUUACCAAUCCUUCAGACAGCCUAGGUGACUCAGAGGCAUGACCUUUAGGACAGACUUGCCGUCUUUUAGCUCAGAAGACAUAAUCAACACGAUCAUAAACAGAAACACAGAAAACCUUCUCACAAUAGCAAAGUUAAUUAACACAAACAACAAUGGGUGAAAUACUCGUAGAGCCCAUACUAGCCUUAUAGCAGAUUAUAGCAGUCAACAGACAGACAGGUGGCUGGAGUUGAUGACAUCAGCAUCUUCUAUCAGCUCAUUUUAACUCACACUGGGGAUUCCUGACAGGCAGGGAGUGAGAGGGGGAGAGAAGACAGCACAUUACAUGGUAAGACCUACCCCGAAAAUAAGCCCUACUGUGUCUUUUGUUGCCAAAAUUAAUAUAAGACCGGGGCUUGUUUUCGGGGAAUCACGGUAGAUAUUUGUCUCCAUUGUAAGAUUCCUCCUCACCUUUUGUUCUUGGGACAAUUUUAAAUGAAAUAAUGGUAUUUCCCAUUUACUUUAUUUACCUCGAUGACCCUGGUUACCAGUACAAAUAGAGGGGUGAAUCUCCCCAAUGGGGACACAGAUGACAAUAAAAACUUGACAGAAUGUCUAACCCUUGCCCACUCUGGGACAGAUUCUUGUACAUCCACGUAUCUUUGCGCGGGCGUAACGUAUCCGAUUUACGUUACGCCUCCGCAACUGCUGUAUUCUCAAAGCA
Rana temporaria (common frog) is the source of this 3617-nucleotide messenger RNA. Its product is annotated as granulocyte-macrophage colony-stimulating factor receptor subunit alpha-like. The record is from RefSeq and is a predicted model, not a curated record. Gene Ontology annotation, cellular component: external side of plasma membrane. The transcript has 11 exons. Gene Ontology annotation, biological process: cytokine-mediated signaling pathway. NCBI's taxonomy places the organism in Eukaryota, Metazoa, Chordata, Amphibia, Anura, Ranidae. Bases 245 to 1513 code for a protein of 422 amino acids. Gene Ontology annotation, molecular function: cytokine receptor activity; protein binding.